CCAGAAGCGCUCGUGGGGCCACAGGCGUAUGGAUAGAGCACGAGGAGCUCUCCCUCCUCAGAGAAGUGGUUGAAGAGGAAGGACAUUUGGCUGAGGGCACAGACUGAGCCAUGACUCUGAGUUCAGAGAUGUCCGAUGCGUCCAUCCUCUCAGAAGAGACCGAUAUAGAUGUAGUGGGAGAGGGAGAAGACGUCGACUGUCACACGCGUGCGUAUGUGGAUGAAGUGGCGCAGAUGCACGAGGGAAUCCUCCUGGCCGGUUCUCCUCCUCCGUGUCUGGACAGCCCCACUUCCUCACGGGACAGCUACAAACCAACGGGCAAGAAUACCCUCGUGAAACCUCCCUACUCCUACAUCGCACUGAUCACUAUGGCCAUCCUUCAGAGCCCCAAAAAGAGGCUGACACUCAGCGAAAUAUGUGACUUCAUCAGCAACCGCUUUCCGUACUACCGCGAAAAGUUCCCCGCAUGGCAAAACUCCAUUCGCCACAACCUGUCACUAAACGACUGCUUUGUCAAGAUUCCCCGGGAGCCAGGGAACCCGGGCAAGGGAAACUACUGGACGCUGGACCCAGAGUCUGCCGACAUGUUUGACAACGGGAGCUUUCUCCGGCGAAGAAAGCGCUUCAAGCGGCAGCAGGCACAAGAACUGUUGCGGGACCACAACACCUUAAUUCCAGGGGCGGCGUACGGAUACUCACCAUACGGCUGUGGGGGCUACGGCCUAUCACUGCCGCCCUACCACACACACUCCGCGCUUCUCGCCUUCCAGCAACAACAGCACACUGGGACCGUGAUCCCCGCGCCGUCUCUUAUGCCCACAACCACGGACUUAACUCGGAGCAGGUUUUACCCUCAGCUCAGCCACGGUCUAGCCUCCGUGCGUAAGGCCAGCUCACCGGCACAGCGCUCACCGUUUUCCAUAGAGAGCAUCAUUGGCGGCUCUCUUAGCCCUUCAAGGACUCCUCCGGUCGUGCUCCCGGUACUGCCUCCCUCUUUGGGACGCCCAGUCUCAAGUCAGCCGCAGAGCGCGCCCCCCGGGACAGACUAUUGCAGACCUGUGAGCGGCACCGGCUGCUAAAUUUUACAGUAACUUUCCCUGUUGCUAAACAUGAACAGCGAGACAAAACUAAAAUCCCUUCGAAGGUAGGAAUAUUUUUGUAUGUUCAUAGCCAACAUAAAUGAUGGAUAAAGUAGCCUACAGGUUUGUGCCUACUACAUUCACAGGAUAGGCCUAUUUAUGAUGAACUGUUGUCAAUCGACCUUUAAACAAAAAAUUGUAAUUUUCAUGUGAUUUUCUUUGGCCACUAUUUAGGGCGUCUCAGGAUAACAACAUGUUAAAAUGAUCACAUGUAUAAAUAGCCUAGGCGUCUUCUGUAUUUGUGUCAAACACAACGAUGUUUUAUUACUUUUGCAAAUGAAGACAUUUUUAAGCUUUUAAUUUCAAGUUUGUAUUUGGGGUGCAGAGAACUAU
Messenger RNA from Boleophthalmus pectinirostris (great blue-spotted mudskipper), 1472 nucleotides. RefSeq names its product forkhead box D1 (gene foxd1). The coding region runs from base 111 to 1079 and encodes 322 amino acids. The transcript has a single exon. Lineage: Eukaryota; Metazoa; Chordata; Actinopteri; Gobiiformes; Gobiidae. Gene Ontology annotation, biological process: regulation of transcription by RNA polymerase II; cell differentiation; anatomical structure morphogenesis. Gene Ontology annotation, molecular function: RNA polymerase II cis-regulatory region sequence-specific DNA binding; DNA-binding transcription factor activity, RNA polymerase II-specific. The record is from RefSeq and is a predicted model, not a curated record.